This is a messenger RNA of Populus nigra (black poplar), 3739 nucleotides long. Its product is annotated as homeobox-leucine zipper protein ANTHOCYANINLESS 2-like. The transcript has 9 exons. The record is from RefSeq and is a predicted model, not a curated record. NCBI's taxonomy places the organism in Eukaryota, Viridiplantae, Streptophyta, Magnoliopsida, Malpighiales, Salicaceae. Gene Ontology annotation, biological process: regulation of DNA-templated transcription. Gene Ontology annotation, molecular function: DNA-binding transcription factor activity, RNA polymerase II-specific; DNA binding; lipid binding. The coding region runs from base 701 to 3163 and encodes 820 amino acids.
UAUUUAUUCCUGUGGGGUUUACUUGCUUCUCCUCUCUCCUCUUUCUUGUCUGUGCAAAAUCCUUUUUAGGGCCGCUCGUCUUCUUCCUUCUUCCUUGUUUUUUUAUCUUUUCUCUUGUUGGUUCACUUUUUGAAGCCGUUCUCUCUGAGUGUCAGUCAACAUGCAAAGAACGAGAUACUAAUACUUCCACACACCAACACCCCCCCCCCCUAGGGUUUCCCUUUCCCAGUUUUCUCAAGGCCAAUUUAAGGCCUUUUGAAUGUUAGAGUUUCGGACAUAAACUUAAAGGGUUUUUAGAAGGGGAGAGAGGGAUAGAGAAGGAAGCGCUAAGCAGCAAAGAAGAUAACAAAAAGGGUUUGCUUGCCUUCUUUCUCUUCCUUUCUCUCAGUUUUCAGCAGAGAGAGGGAGUUGGAGACAUUUGGAUAGAUAUAUGUUAUCCUUGUGUCUCCUCUACCUCUCUAUCUUCUUCCCUUUUGUUUCUAUUUUCUUAUGAUUUCUUUAUUUUGGGGAAAGUUUUAAUUUUCUCUUCAUUUUUUUAAAAAAAAACCCAUUUCAGGAUUUCUUGUUUGGCUAUCUGUGGUUUGGUUUUUGAAUGAUAAUUUCAAGAUUCAAACUUGGUUAUGCAUGGUUUCUUGUGAAUCUAGAGAGAGCGUUUUAGUCUAGUGUAAAAAUAGAGUAAAAAAAAAAGGCUUAAGCUUUAAUGAGUUUUGGGGGUUUCCUUGAAAACACUAGUCCGGGUGGGGGUGGCGCAAGAAUUGUGGCUGAUAUACCUUAUAACAAUAACAACAACAUGCCCACUGGUGCAAUAGCUCAGACUCGCCUUGUCUCUCCUUCUAUCACUAAAUCCAUGUUCAACUCUCCUGGACUCUCUCUGGCCCUUCAACAGCCAAACAUAGAUGGUCAAGGAGAUAUAACUAGAAUGGCUGAGAACUUUGAGACAAGUGUGGGUAGGAGAAGCAGAGAAGAGGAACAUGAGAGCAGAUCUGGUAGUGAUAACAUGGAUGGUGCGUCUGGUGACGAUCAAGAUGCAGCUGAUAAUCCUCCAAGAAAAAAGAGAUACCACCGACACACUCCACAACAAAUCCAAGAACUUGAAGCUUUGUUUAAGGAAUGUCCUCAUCCUGACGAGAAACAAAGAUUGGAGCUUAGUAGAAGGCUGUGCUUGGAGACUAGGCAAGUCAAGUUCUGGUUUCAAAAUCGUAGAACCCAAAUGAAGACUCAACUGGAGCGCCAUGAGAACUCAUUACUCAGGCAAGAUAACGACAAGCUUCGAGCAGAAAACAUGUCCAUAAGAGAUGCCAUGAGAAAUCCAUCGUGCUCAAACUGUGGUGGUCCUGCGAUAAUUGGUGAUAUUUCACUUGAAGAACAGCAUUUGAGGAUUGAGAAUGCUAGAUUAAAAGAUGAACUAGAUCGAGUUUGUGCACUUGCGGGCAAGUUCUUGGGUCGCCCCAUAUCUUCGUUAGCUUCUUCACUUAGCCCUCCGACGAAUUCAAGCCUGGAACUUGGAGUUGGUAGUAAUGGUUUUGCUGGUUUAAGCACCAUUGCUACAACAUUGCCUUUGGGACCUCAUUUUGAAGGUGGGAUUUCUGGUGCUUUGUCUAUGGUAACUCAAACUAGACUAGCAACAGCUGGUGUUACUGGUAUUGAUAGAUCAUUAGAGAGAUCCAUGUUCUUGGAGUUGGCUUUAGCUGCCAUGGAUGAAUUGGUGAAAAUGGUUCAGACGGAUGAGCCUCUUUGGAUCGGGAGCUUUGAGGGUGGUAGAGAAAUAUUGAACCAUGAGGAGUACUUGAGAACCUUCACUCCUUGCAUUGGAAUGAAGCCUAGUGGCUUUGUUAGUGAGGCUUCUAGAGAGACUGGUAUGGUAAUCAUAAACAGUUUGGCCUUAGUUGAGACACUGAUGGAUUCGAACCGAUGGGCAGAAAUGUUUCCUUGUAUGAUUGCAAGGACCUCUACCACUGAUGUGAUAGCCAGUGGAAUGGGGGGAACUAGAAAUGGUUCACUUCAGUUGAUGCAUGCCGAGCUCCAAGUCUUAUCCCCAUUGGUUCCGGUGCGUGAGUUCAAUUUUCUCCGAUUUUGCAAGCAGCACGCAGAGGGGGUUUGGGCUGUUGUUGAUGUAUCCAUUGAUACCAUCCGAGAUACUUCCGGUGCACCACCGACAUUUGUGAACUGCAGGAGGCUUCCUUCUGGUUGUGUGGUGCAAGAUAUGCCCAAUGGGUACUCCAAGGUUACAUGGGUUGAGCAUGCAGAAUAUGAUGAAAGGCAAAUACACCAGCUCUAUCGGCCGGUGAUAAGCUCCGGCAUGGGCUUCGGUGCCCAACGAUGGAUAGCUACCCUUCAACGUCAAUGCGAGUGUUUAGCCAUCCUCUUGUCCUCCAAUGUACCUAGUAGAGACCACACAGCGAUAACUACAAGUGGUCGCCGAAGCAUGUUGAAGCUGGCGCAAAGAAUGACCGAUAACUUCUGUGCUGGGGUUUGUGCCUCCACAGUGCACAAAUGGAACAAGCUGAAUGCCGGAAAUGUUGAUGAAGAUGUUAGGGUUAUGACCCGAAAGAGUGUUGAUGAUCCUGGUGAGCCACCAGGCGUAGUUUUGAGCGCUGCGACCUCUGUUUGGCUACCUGUUUCUCCACAAAGGCUCUUUGAUUUCCUACGCAAUGAACGACUCAGAAGCGAGUGGGACAUACUCUCCAACGGUGGACCAAUGCAGGAAAUGGCCCACAUUGCUAAAGGCCAGGAUCACGGCAACUGUGUCUCUCUCCUGCGUGCUAGCGCCAUGAAUGCUAACCAGAGUAGCAUGCUAAUACUGCAAGAGACAUGCAUAGAUGCAGCAGGCUCUCUUGUAGUGUACGCUCCCGUUGACACUCCGGCCAUGCACGUAGUGAUGAACGGUGGUGAUUCGGCUUACGUGGCGCUUCUUCCGUCAGGGUUUGCUAUCGUACCGGAUGGGCCAGGUUCACGUGACCCCCCAACGACCAAUGGCGGCCCGACUGCUAAUAAUGUCGGUGGCCAAGAGAGGGUAAGUGGGUCCCUUUUGACGGUGGCCUUCCAAAUAUUGGUGAAUAGUCUCCCUACGGCGAAGCUCACAGUAGAAUCUGUGGAGACCGUCAACAACCUUAUUUCAUGCACUGUCCAAAAGAUCAAGGCUGCUCUCCAAUGUGAAAGCUGAUUAUGCAAUGCAUGAUUGAGCUGUCCCGUUAGUGAGUAUUUGUUAGUUUAUAAAUUUUAUCAUGGCUGUGCUGGUCUGUUAAUUUUAUGGCGUCAGAGAGAGAGAGAGAGAGAGUGAGAGAGCGCUCGCUUGGUAAAUGAGUGGGGAGACUGGAAAAACAAAAGUGAGUUGUCUUCUUGUUGAUGUUUGUGGGUGUUGAGUCAAGAACGAACCGCGCGUGGUGACUCCUUGCAAGGUGGUGAGGAUUUAUGAGCCAGUGACUGCUAGCCGGGUUGCAGUUGGUAUGCAUAUUGCAAAGAGUGCUUUUAACACGAGGCAAGGGUGGUGGUUCGGGCAUUGACUCAGGGUCGACCCCUGCCUCAAUUAUUAUUACUGAAAAGAGUUAAAACCAACAGUGUUUUAAGAAAGAAAAAAUGGGUCUUUCUGAUAUUUAAAUUAAUAUCCAGAUUAUAUAUAUAUAAUCUGUUUUUGUUGAACUAGGAAUGACUAGUUCAGCUUGUUGAUGUUUGUUAACUCGUGGGUUUUGUAUUGUUAUGAUAUUCUAAGUGUACUAAUAAUAACCCCUUUUUUGGUUAA